AUGAUCCGAGUGCUCCUCCAAGAUUGCCACGCGACACUUCGCAAGAACCGUCAAAGGAUUGACCAAGAAAAGACCAGAUGCUGUGAGUUCAUGGGUGAGAUCGGCAUAAAUCUGCUCCUGCUGAGGAUAGCUGAACAAGCCCGCGAACAGACAAUGAUAAGCGACGCCACACUGGAGAACAAAUUCCAAAAGCUGCCCAAUCCAACGUCGCCCAGAAACGACAAACUGGCGCGCAACCUGUGGUCAAAGGAGCUGAAGAAGGAUCAGAUUCAGGUUUUAAGGCACGAAACUUCAUUUAACACGACUGACGCCAAACCUGUUAACAUGAUUGCAGCAGUGGAAUCAAUCCUUUCUCAGACGGAGGCAACGGAGGAGACAAAGAGCCUCAUCCGACACCAAGUGUGGUCUCUCCUAAUGGUCCACAGGCCGCGAGAAGUGCUUUCCAAGGUCGAACGUGAUGCGCUUAGAGAACUCAAGACCGACAAAGACUUGGUCAUCGUGCCAGAGGACAAGGGGCGCUGCACGGUUGUACUGGAAAGGACAGACAUCCUUCAAAAAGCGAACAGCUUACUGGAGAACCGACAUUUCUAUGCCCCAUGUGCAAUGAACCCUGUCAAAGCGCUGACACGCGAAAUCAAUGCUACGUUGUUUACUUGGAGAACUCGGGUGCAAUAA
Molecule: messenger RNA, 675 nt
Organism: Spirometra erinaceieuropaei
Lineage: Eukaryota; Metazoa; Platyhelminthes; Cestoda; Diphyllobothriidea; Diphyllobothriidae
Source: the annotation of a GenBank genome assembly